UGAUUACAGGCUGGGUUCCCGGUAGAGAGAGCGGAGCCCGGAGAAGAGGAGAGAUCGCGAUGGCGACAUUCCUGAUGUAUUACGCAGCGCGCCCGAACCUGACGGCAUAGACGUUACCCAGCCGCAGGACUACAAGUCCCAGCAAGUCCUGACAGGGCCGCAGCAUGUGGGGGCUGCACUAUUCCUGGGGUCAGGGGGGUCCCUCCCCACCCAAAAACUUUUCUGACUGCCCCAAUGGUACGAGCUGGGUGUGGAACGUGUUCAAUGAGUGCGCGGCCGACGGGAGGGACCUCGCCAGCAUCUACCUGGGGCUCUUCUCCAUCUUCUGUUUCGUGGCGGCUUCCUUCCCACAAUACUACCAGUCCUGUAAGACGGGGAACAUGGACCGGGCGCUGUCCAUCUGGUUCCUGCUGGGGUGGUUGGCCGGGGACUCCUGUAACUUUGUGGGGGCCUUCCUGUCCCACCAGCUGCCCAUACAGACGUACACCGCGGUUUAUUACGUGCUGGCCGACAUCUUCAUGCUCUCGCUGUACAUGUACUACAAGUACCGGAACCGGGGCCCGAGCGCGGCCCUCAGUAUAAACGCGCUCUGCGGCUUCGCUCUGUUCGGUUCCGCCGCGUUCCUGAGCGGUUCAGCUCCGGCUGCAGGAGACGUCUCCACCGUGGUGAGUGCCAGGCGCCUUCUCUCUGCCGAGGACUCGCACAGCGAGCCGUUCUCCACCCAGGAGAUUAUCGGAUUUACCAUCGGCUCCGUCUCCUCCAUGUUCUACCUCUGCUCCCGACUCCCGCAGAUCGUCACUAAUUUCCGGCGGAGAUCCACGGAGGGGCUGGCGCUGUCGCUCUUCUUUAUGGUCAUAUUGGGGAACCUGACGUACGGCCUGAGCGUCCUCCUGAAGAACCCCGACCGGGACCAGUCCGAAGCCGACUACAUCGAACACCACCUGCCCUGGCUGAUCGGGAGUCUGGGGGUCAUGAGUCUGGACCUCGUUAUAAUCUUCCAAUUUUUCGUGUUCAGCGCAAAAGGCUCCACCAACGCUGAGGCAGAAGAACAAGAACCGCUGAUGCAUUCCGCCUAGAAGACCGGACCAACUCCGUGUUUACACAAGAGGAAGAUACGCUGAGGAGGGCGACCCUACAGGAUUAAAGUCUUCCGUGACGCCUUCCUCACCCCACAGGACUUUAUGAAGCGAUUGACCGGGGACGUCCUCUAAGUACGGCGAGUCUGAGUGCAACGUUUUAUGGGAUUUUAAAUAAGGCACUGUCACUUUAAAAAAAAAAAAAAAAGACAUUUUUAGAGUUUCCUAUCUAGUGUGUCUCCAGCUGUUGCAAAACUACAACUCCCAGCAUG
Molecule: messenger RNA, 1348 nt
Organism: Hyla sarda
Lineage: Eukaryota; Metazoa; Chordata; Amphibia; Anura; Hylidae
Gene: SLC66A1
Product: solute carrier family 66 member 1
Exons: 9
Coding region: 165-1076 (303 amino acids)
Source: RefSeq, a predicted model, not a curated record